Molecule: messenger RNA, 7028 nt
Organism: Apodemus sylvaticus (European woodmouse)
Lineage: Eukaryota; Metazoa; Chordata; Mammalia; Rodentia; Muridae
Gene: Ncapg2
Product: non-SMC condensin II complex subunit G2
Exons: 28
Coding region: 417-3830 (1137 amino acids)
Biological process (GO): mitotic sister chromatid segregation
Cellular component (GO): condensin complex; nucleus
Source: RefSeq, a predicted model, not a curated record
GUUCUGAAGUUGGGAACUCUAAGCUCAAGACACCCUUGGUGCCACCUGUGAUGAAGGCCCAGCCUCUUCUUUGGGGUGUCCUGACAUCACACUCCUUCGUCCUCUGCCUCCUCUGCCACCACACCCCAGACUUCCUCCUUUCCACUGGUCCUUCCCUUUCCACUCAGCCUCUUUAGCUUCUCUCCCUUCUCCUCCUCCUGCCUCCCCGUUUUCUUCUCAGCGUCCCCUUCUCUCUCCCCUAGUACCAUCUCGUUCCUUCUUCUCUUCCGUUCUAUUCCUUGUCUCUUCUUGCUCUCCCUCUCUCGUCGGCAGCGGGAUCUCUCACGGAGCAGCAGCGGGCAAGAAACACAGAAGCAACCGCAGCGCGGUCCUGGAAGGGUUGUAAGGCAAUCUCCCUUAGGAAAGUCACAUCCAUCAUGGAAAAACGGGAGGCGUUCAUCCAAGCAGUGUCUAAAGAGUUGGUUGAAGAGCUUCUGCAGUUUCUUCAACUUGAUGAAGAUUCUUCUGAUCCUUUCAGUUUAAGUGAGUUACUAGAUGAAUUAUCAAGGAAACAGAAAGAAGAAUUAUGGCAAAGGCUGAAAGACUUACUAACAGAAACAUUGUUGGAAAGCCCUGUGGAUGAAUGGCAGACAGUCCAGGGUGCCGACGAUAUGGAAUCAGAGCACAGUCCAAAGAUGAAAAAGAGCAUACAAAUAACAUAUGCAGUUGUGACUGUAACUCUUGCUUCUGUAUCUGUAAUAAAUGAGCAUGAGAACUACGGAGCCCUCCUGGAAUGUGCUCUUAUAUUGAAUGGUAUUUUAUAUGCAUUGCCUGAAUCUGAACAGAAACUCCAGAACUCUAUUCGGGAUUUAUGUGUCAAAUGGUGGGAAAGGGGCCUCUCUGCCAAGGAGGACAUGGGAAAGACUGCAUUCGUCAUGCUGCUGAGGAGGAGCCUGGAGACCAAAACAGGUGCAGAUGUGUGUCGGCUGUGGCGCGUCCAUCAGGCUUUAUACUGCUUUGAUUAUGAUCUGGAGGAAAGUAGAGAAAUUAAAGAUAUGCUACUUGAGUGCUUCAUAAAUAUUAACUACAUCAAGAAGGAAGAGGGAAGAAGAUUUCUUAGUUUUCUCUUUAGUUGGAAUGUAGACUUUAUUAAAAUGAUCCAUGAGACCAUUAAAAAUCAGUUAUCUGGUUUACAAAAGUCUUUGAUGGUACACAUUGCAGAAAUUUAUUUCAGAGCUUGGAAAAAGGCUUCGGGGAAAAUGUUGGAGACCAUUGAGAAUGACUGCAUCCAGGACCUGAUGUUCCAUGGGAUCCACCUUCCCAAGAGGUCUCCAGUGCACUCCAAAGUCCGAGAGGUGCUGAGUUACUUUCACCAACAGAAAGUUCGUCAGGGAGUGGAAGAGAUGCUGUAUAGGCUGUAUAAGCCCAUCCUGUGGAGGGGACUAAAGGCCAGAAAUUCUGAAGUUCGAUCAAAUGCUGCAUUGUUGUUUGUUGAAGCAUUUCCUAUUAGAGAUCCAAACCUCAUUGCCACUGAAAUGGACAGUGAAAUUCAGAAGCAGUUUGAAGAACUAUAUAGUCUUUUAGAAGAUCCUUACCCACGAGUCCGUUCCACAGGCAUCCUUGGCGUUUGUAAGAUAACUUCUAAAUAUUGGGAAAUGAUUCCCCCCGCCAUUCUUGUUGACUUCUUGAAGAAAGUCACAGGGGAGCUGGCAUUUGAUAUAAGCUCAGCCGAUGUUCGGUGUUCUGUUUUUAAGUGUUUGCCAAUUAUUUUGGAUAACAAACUGAGCCACCCAUUAUUAGAACAGCUUUUGCCACCACUCAGGUAUAGUCUGCAUGAUAACUCAGAGAAAGUGCGGGUGGCUUUUGUGGAUUUGCUGCUGAAGAUCAAGGCUGUUAGAGCUGCAAAGUUUUGGAAAAUAUGCCCAAUGGAGGACAUUUUGGUUCGCCUGGAAAUGGAUUCUCGGCCUGUGUCUCGGCGCCUGGUGAGCCUCAUCUUCAACUCCUUUCUGCCCGUGAACCAGCCAGAGGAGGUGUGGUGUGAGCGCUGUGUCACGCUGAUCCAGAUGAAUCGCGCAGCUGCCAGGAGGUUCUAUCAGUAUGCCCAUGAGCAUACCGCCAGCACCAACAUAGCAAAGCUCAUCCAUGUCAUCCGUCACUGCUUGAAUGCCUGUAUCCAGAGGACGCUGAGAGAGGGCCCAGAGGCCCAUAAGGAGUGCGAGAAGGAGAACACCAGUGUAUUAGACAAAACAUUGUCAGUGAAUGACACUGCGUCCAUGGCAGGCUUACUAGAAAUCAUUGUGAUCCUCUGGAAGAACAUCCAUAGAAAUCUGGAAAAUAAUAAAGAGGCCAAAGUUUAUACUGUUAACAAGUUUGCAUCUGUGCUUCCAGAGUACCUGAAGAUAUUCAAGGAUGAGCGCUGCAAGAUCCCCUUGUUCAUACUAAUGUCCUUCUUGCCAGCCUCUGCUGUCCCUGUGUUCAGCUGUGGUGUGAUUUCUGUUCUGAGAAAUCAGGAAGAGAGUGUUACAGGCAGGACCUACUGUACCUUGCUCGAUUGCCUCUGUUCCUGGGGGCAUGUGGAGCAUGUCCUGGAGCUCAUUGUGGACUGGCUGCCUACGGUGCCACCUCAAGCCAAGAGUAAUUCGGCCUCUAAACGUAAAGUGCAAAUCAAUGACACAUGCUCAGUGAAACCGGAGUUAGCGUUGUUGUACAUGGAAUAUUUGCUGACCCAUCCAAAGAAUCGAGAGUGUCUCCUCUCUGCACCCCAGAAGAAACUGAAUCAGCUUUUAAAAGCACUUGAGGGAUCCAAGGCAGAUCUGGAAUCAUUUCUUCAGUCUCCAAGUGGGAAUCCCUCCAACUUCAACAAAGCAACUGCCCUGCAUGCCUUUGGUCUGUACUGUAGGAUGAGCGUCCAUCUUCAGUACAAGUUCUGCUCAAAAGAGAAAAUUCAUCUGUCCAUCUUGAGUGAGACUGGGUCUUGGUUAGAAAACAAAGUUUUGCCUCUUCUUGAAGACCAAGAAGAGGAGUAUCUGCAGCUUCGGAGGGAUGUUUAUCAACAGUUAAUCCAGACUUACCUGGCUGUGUGUAAAGAUGUUGUCAUGGUGGGACUUGGAGAUCCUCAAUUUCAGAUGCAACUUUUACAGCGGAGUUUUGGAAUAAUGAAAACAGUGAAGGGAUUUUUUUAUAUUUCGUUACUUCUUGGCAUUCUGAAGGAGAUAGCUGGGAACACCAUGAUUCACGGGACAGAUUCAGAUAAAAAAGUCACAUUACUGUUUGACUUAGUUCAGAAUGUGUUUCAGAAGAUGUUGGAAUGUGUUGCCUGUAUCUUUAGGAAGAAGCCUGAAGAAAGCCCGCAGCUCUUUCAUUCUGUUCAGACCCCUCUUCAUGAAUUCAUCGCCACUAUCCAGUCCUGGCACAGGGACACUGCAGUGCACCAUGCUGUGCUUUCUACUCUGAUUGCUGCACCUGUGGUUGAGAUAUGUCACCAGCUGCAGAAGGUUUCUGAUAUAGAAGAGCUGACCUCACCACAGUGUCUUGCCGACCUUCCUCCAUUUUCAAGGUGUUUAAUGGGAGUAAUAAUGAAGUCUUCGGAUGUGGUCAGGUCAUUUUUGGAUGAACUAAAGGCAUGUGUAACUUCUGGUGAUAUUGAAGGCAUUGUGUGCCUCACAGCUGUUCUGCAUAUUAUUUUGGUUAUUAACAAAGAUAAACAUGUAAGUGCAAAAGUGAAGGACGUUGCAGCAUCUGUGAACAGAAAGCUGAAGACCUUUAUGGAGAUCACUUUGGAAGAGGAUAACCUCGAGAGAUUCCUGUAUGAGUCAUCAAUGAGAACUUUGGGAGAAUUUCUGAAUUCAUGACAAAACUACCGUCUCUGGGUGUGUAGAAAUAGAGAAAAAGCCUCAUGAAAGUGAAAUGUGUGAAUAUCUUCCUUGCUUUUUUUUCCGUCUGACUAAGCCUGGAGUCCUGAGUCUGUAAGAUCACAGCCAGGUCUGUCAGAACCCAAAGAGGGAGACCAGUACAGCACUGUGCUCCACCAUACACACUGUGCCUUUAACCAGCUUGCAGAAAUGGAGAGUGGUGAAAAAUCAUGUGAGAGAAAGAAUGGCAAGCAACUCACCACUCUUCUCCAGAAGAGUUGGCAAAACUUAUGGGAACUGCGGCAUGGGCAGCUCUUAGGUUCCUUGGCCUAGGACUUAUCCAUUAUUUAUUAUUUGUUGUGAAAUUCUCCUGGAACAGAUUUCCCCAUGCAACAGCAGGGCUAUCAUUAGCCCACACAGAACCUUUCUUCAAAUGACGAAACGAAUCACUUCAUCAAAAUAUUUUACUGCUCUCUGUUGAACAGUUGUAAUAAAUACACUGAUAUGAAGUAUCUGCUCACUCCAUUGCACUUGGACUCAGCUCAACUCUUACAUCUGAGCUGUAACUUUUACAUUUUAGCCUUACUCUAAAGGUAGUAGCCUCCUUCUACAAAAGGCAUUCUCAGUUCAGAGAAGACUCCUCGUUUGAAUGUUGCUGUGUACCAUGCACAGUCAAGGACAGAGCAGGCGUUAAGAAAAACCAAACCAAAACAAAAACCCAAAAGCCAACAAAAGUGGAAGUGACUUGAGGAAGGCCUGGGCCAGGAGUGAGUUGCCACCUAGAAAUGAUUGUUGAAGUGAAGUGUUACUCAGUGGAUUCACAUGCUCAGUUGCCUCUGUUUUCCCUCUGUAGUCAAUGGCAGAGGCACAGGUCUUUUCCUGUACUGAUUAUUGAAGAGUAGGCAGGGAACUCAAGAGUUAAAGGAUUGCCCUCGUCCUGUAUAAAUGAUGGGUUAAUGAUAUGAGAGUAAAAGGAUCUUGUUUAAAAGUGACAUAAUAUGCAACCAUGCAUAGGCAAUGACAAGUUCAUGUCCUUCAUUUAAAAAUGCUAGGAGGAGUCAUGGCACCAGCACCGUGGUAGAAGAAUCUUCUGGGCCACAGGGCAGUACUAGGCUUCUAUAUCCUAUGUUACCCCCACAGCACCCUUUCCCCAGCAAAGAUUGUGUCAAGUAGGUUUGAGUGGCCUGAACUCAGGGUAGAGAGCUCAGGGAUGACUGACUACAUUGGUAAUCAGCAGGUGGGACAAAGGCUGAAGAUUUGACAUCACACAGGAUUAGACAGUUGUAGAAGUUGAACCAGUUUGUCUUACAGACAGCUAUAAUGACAAAUGCAACAGGGCUAUGAGGGAAGUUAGCAAACUAACAGAACAUUGCCUUUAAUGAUGUAGCUAUAGAUGUAACAUGCUGCUGGGCAGAUCACUAGCAUAGUGAGAAGAAUUUACAUCAUGACAUAGCAUGCCUUGCAACUUACUGAAGACUCGGAAUAGGAACUAAACUGUUAGUUGCAUUUUUGACAGCAUGACCAGAUCAACAGUAAGGGAGAGAGUCUCUAGGAAGUUGGCUUUGAGAUUAUUGAGACGAGAAGAACUGCUACCACAAGAACACCGAGCCUUCAGUGCUGAUGAGCUUUGGAGAAGACUCCACGUCUCUUCCGGAUGGAGUGCACAUACACAGAAGACCUGGCAGUGGAACAGAUUGCAAGCUGUUUGCUUUUUUUUUUUUGGACUUGUUUGUGGCCAAGUAAACAAGAAGGCAUUGAUAUCCUCCAACUCUUAGGACUUUUAAAAAUAAUUGUGAUUGGGUUGCUUUAGCUCUCUUAUUUUUAUGAGGUGGUUGUAUUUAAAAAGAAGGAAGAUGUAGUAAGAUGUCUGGUUCCUGAAAGUUAGGUAUCAGAUGAUUUCAAAAUUAUAGCUAAAUUUUUUAAAUGCUUUGCUUUUACAUUGAUGGGUGAGGCCUACAAUAUUGUUCAUUUUAAUAGACAAAAAGGAACAUCAGCAAUAUCUUGUUGUAGUCUGAAGUUUCAAAAACUGUUGAAUGCUAAUCCCCAGACAUUGCCUUUACCUUCAGUCUGAACACUCUUAUGAAUUGGCCAUUGUUACCCUUGUUAGAAGUACUAAGAUUAGGUUUUAAAAACAAUUUUUCCUGUGUACUUGCUUAUGGAUGGCACAGUUUGGAUAGGUAGUGUUGUUAUACCUUGGUCAAAAUAUUUCAGCUAAAUAUUAAGAAUGGAUUAGAAUCAUUAGGCUUAUUUUUCUUGCUAUUAAUAUUGUUACUAGAGAUAUUACAUAAAGAUUGGGCUGGUAAGGUUAACUUUUAAAAAUAUCCCUGCUAAAGACAAGACCUGACCUGAGAAGUUAGUUAUUUCUUUUCUUUUUUUUUUCAGUACAUCAAAUACAAUGUGUGAUAUAGGUAUUUUCUUUUGGGCAUUAAAACAAACAAAAACAAACAAACAAAAAAAAAAAAAACCUAAAGACCAAAAAAAAAAAAAAAACCCCAAACAAACAAGUAAAAACAACAACAGCAAUGAAACAAAUGUAAAAAUGUAGAACUCGCAGCAUAUUGUGUUUAGUGUCAACUAAUACAAGUUAUUAAGCUUGUGACUACAAAGCAUUUGAUAAUAUAUAUAUGAAAAUCUCUAGACACUUGUGUUUUUGAACCACAACCUAGCUUAAUGCUGUUGCUUACCUGUUGGAGAACAUCCAAAUUUUAUUACAUUCUGAGCCUUUAUGCCCAAGAUUUAGAAUGAAUGGAAUUAUUCAACAUUCCCUCUAUUUUUGGAAAGAUAGAAGUAUAAGUUUUAAUGCAGAUAUCACUGUGACCUCCUACUGACAGGUCUGGUUUAUGCAUCAUUUUCAGGCACUUAGGGAGGAGCUCACAGGUUGAUACCUUUGUAAUGAGAGACAUGGGAAAUGCGCUUGCCUUUCUAUGUUAAAUAUCCUAGCACCAAUACUUAACAUAUUUAGAUUGUCAGAGUAAUUGAUUGCUCCAGAAAUGUUUGCAUUAGACUUUAAAGCAGUACAGAAGGUAUAUUUUCUUCUCUCACUGGACUUUUAAGGGAAAUUUGAUUCUUCAUUUUAUAUAAAAGUGUAUAAAAUUUUUGUCGAUAAAAGUAUUUCAUAAGUUUUGUAAAUACUUUAUAACAUUAUGUUUUUAUUUGAAAAUGUAAAGUACAAAAUAAAGUGGACUUCAGCAAUCCUAA